This is a messenger RNA of Gongylonema pulchrum, 411 nucleotides long. The record is from the annotation of a GenBank genome assembly. NCBI's taxonomy places the organism in Eukaryota, Metazoa, Nematoda, Chromadorea, Rhabditida, Gongylonematidae.
AUGUUACAGGAACGGAAACAAAAUGGGCUUCAAGGAAACUUCGCACCCGGCACUGUCACCACCGUCAGUAGCAGUAUCGCUGAGCAGCAGUUCUUGCCAAUAAAAGAAUUCGAAGAAAGCGGUGACAGAAGCAAUAAAAGAGGGAAGUUGUCGCUUGUUCAAGGAUGCAGUAACGGCGGCGGCGGCUGUGGCGGCAGCAAGCCACAGGAAUGGGACUCUUCAAGCAAUAAGCUUUACUUCUACACAUCCACAUACACAGCGACAGACAAUAUAUAUUUGAUAUAUGAAAGGGGAGGAAGGAAGGAAGCAGGGAAAGGAAAGCACGGAAUGGACAACCGCGAACUAUGGAGAUGGAUGUUGGCUGGAUGGAUGGAUGGUUGGAUAGAUGGAUAUAUCGAAAAGCUCCAAUAA